Molecule: messenger RNA, 348 nt
Organism: Ilex paraguariensis (yerba mate)
Lineage: Eukaryota; Viridiplantae; Streptophyta; Magnoliopsida; Aquifoliales; Aquifoliaceae
Source: the annotation of a GenBank genome assembly
AUGGGACAUAGGCCACCAGCCAAUCCAUGGAGAAUGCCUUUUAAACAAAAGAAAGAUCCUCCGUUCAAAAAGCAAAAAACUGAACCACCUCUGGUGGGAGGACCUCCCAAAUCUGUUUAUAAAAGUGGAUUGUCCUCAACAACUCCCUCAAAGGGCAGGCCCUCAGCUUCCCCCGUGCCGUGUCUACCAGAGCAGUCUGGUGCAAGUGCAUCCCCAUUCGGAAGUGGUAAUCUUACUAAGGGCCAUGCAAAUGUAGAAGAUGCCAUGCCCACUCAAGCCAUGACCAAGGAGCAUGCUACUAUCUCUGAGAAAGAAAUGUCCAGCAGGCUGNUGAGUUUAUGCUUGUAG